Messenger RNA from Juglans microcarpa x Juglans regia, 711 nucleotides. Its product is annotated as peroxiredoxin Q, chloroplastic. NCBI's taxonomy places the organism in Eukaryota, Viridiplantae, Streptophyta, Magnoliopsida, Fagales, Juglandaceae. The record is from RefSeq and is a predicted model, not a curated record. Gene Ontology annotation, molecular function: thioredoxin peroxidase activity. The coding region runs from base 1 to 642 and encodes 213 amino acids. Gene Ontology annotation, biological process: cell redox homeostasis; cellular response to oxidative stress. Gene Ontology annotation, cellular component: chloroplast thylakoid membrane; cytoplasm. The transcript has a single exon.
AUGGCUACACUCACUCUCCCAAAGCAUUCUAUUCCCUCUCUGCUCCCCACUCAAAGUCCCACACACCCAUUUUCUCAAAACUUCCCAAUACUCUCCAAGUCUUCACAAUCUCAGUUUUAUGGCCUCCAGGUCUCUUAUUCUUCCUCUCUUUCAAUCCCCUCAUUUUCCUCGAUGAAGGGUUCCAUUUUUGCCAAGGUGAACAAAGGUACGGUCCCACCAUCGUUCACAUUGAAAGAUCAGGAUGGAAGGAAUGUGAGUCUCUCCAAAUUCAAAGGCAAGCCAGUGGUUGUCUAUUUCUACCCUGCAGAUGAGUCCCCUAGCUGCACAAAACAGGCUUGUGCUUUUAGGGAUUCUUAUGAGAAAUUUAAGAAAGCAGGAGCUGAGGUUGUUGGGAUUAGUGGUGAUGAUUCAUCGUCUCACAAGGCUUUUGCAAAGAAAUAUAGGCUUCCUUUCACUUUGCUUAGUGACGAGGGAAAUAAGGUGAGGAAAGAUUGGGGAGUGCCUGCAGAUCUGUUUGGAACACUGCCUGGGAGACAGACUUACGUUCUUGACAAGGAAGGGGUGGUUCAGCUCGUCUACAACAAUCAGUUCCAACCCGAAAAGCAUAUCGAUGAGACCUUGAAACUACUUCAAAGUCUUUGAUCAGCUUCUUCUUUUCCCUUUUUAUUAUGUGUCUCGGACUUGCAGCAAUAAUACUUCUUCUAUCAUUCA